CACGUGGUCUUAUAACUUAUUGCAAUGUAACAAUUGGCCAUGUAUUAAAACUGUUCGCGUUGAGUAUAUUAAACUGUUUGUGCUGAUUUUUGUAAAAACAGAUUACGCAUAUAUUUAAAUAUAUAUAUAUAUAUCUUAAGUAUCUGUAAUAUUAUUAUUUUAUAAUCUAAAUUUUUUUUUUUGUACCGACAUGGCUAAUAGUUCUUCGGAUCCAGACAGCGACGUAGCAAGCGAGGAUGAAUACGAUCAACUGUAUUCGGAUUCCGAUGCCGACGACGAUCUGCCCAAAUGGUACGAAAGCUUGCCGUCUUUCAGCACUGGCACGAAGUUGUCCGAACCGGAAGUACAAGCUCUGCGGUUCGAAGCGGAAAAAGUCUUGGAGCACCAACCGAAGCCCGAUCACAAAAAGUCAUGGAUCGCCGAGAUAGCCAAGCAAGGUACGUACUCCGAUAAAAUUGCCGCACUCACCAUAAAAAUACAAGAAGACCCGUUCCACAAUGUCGCCGCUUUACAGAAUCUAGUUAACAUGGUGAAAAUCGGCAAAAAGCAGCAGUGUACGCUCGUCAUCGAUUCCUUGACGGAACUUUUCACACGAGUGUUGUUGAAAACGGAACUGGUGACUUUUGAAAAUCAACCAUUGAGUGAGUUAUCCAAACUGGACGAUUUGAAACAACGGAAACAACUGCUUUGCGCUUGGUUGUUUGAAGAAAAGCUAAAACAUUUGUAUGCCGCUUUCAUCGAUGCUUUAAGCGCCGUAGGACUAGAUUCCGUACCGGUCAACCGAGAGAAAAGUAUAUCUGCAAUGUAUAAACUGUUGGUGAACAGCUCUGAAUGUGAAUUGCAGAUAGUCAGGUACCUUGUUAAUAAAUUUGGCGAUACCGUUCAUAAAGUCGCAUCAAAAGCCAUGUACACACUUCGACUGGUUGUCAAACACCGUCCAAACCUUAAUCUUCCCGUAUUUGAAGAGGUGAGAAAACUGCUGUUUCGGACUAACAUCAAACCAAGAGCCCAAUAUUACGGUAUUUGUUUUUUAACUCAAAUUGACACAAAAGAAAUGGCAAAAGAAGUAAUAGAAUUGUAUUUAUCGUUCUUUAGAGCGUGCGUUAAGACCGGAGCUAUCGAUUCACGUCUUAUCGGUGCUUUGUUAGUUGGUGUUAACAAAUCGUAUCCACAUGUAAAAAGCGGUAUACAAGUAGAACAAAUACAAACCAUGUACAAAAUCGUUCAUUUGGCGCCAUUUAAUAUAUCUCUACAAGCUUUGCUUCUAAUUAGGCAGUUAGAAAAUAACGACAGAUUCUACAGUGCGUUGUACAGAAAAAUAUUUGAUGAUCGGAUAAUUUCCACAUCGCAUCAAGCUAUUUGCAUACAUUUAAUUCACAAAUCGAUAUGGGACGACAAUUGCAAAGAGCGAAUGAUUGCGUUUAUGAAGCGUAUAUUCCAAAUGUGCUUGUAUUGUCCGGUUCCGUUUGUUUGUGGAAUAUUUUGUAUGACGUCGCGAUUGAUGAAAAAACAUCAAGGCAUCAUUGGAAAAUCAAAGUUUGAAGAAAUAAAAACUGAAGUUAUUCCAGAACCAGUUGUGUUGAACAAAGAAAUUAAAGAAGAAGAAGACGAAGAAGAAAAAUAUUUCGACGUACAAACAAACAUAGUAAAUUCAAAUCAAGAAUCGCAGUCGUCUUCUUGGUAUCACAAAAAAGCACCACAAGAAAAAAACGAAACCGAAAUUCCCAAAGUACCAAAGGUGAGGGAAACGUUGAAUUUUUAUGAUUAUACUGCCAGGAAUCCAAGGUAUGCAGGUGGUGAACACGCUAUUUUAUCUGAAUUAAUUACGCUAAACCGUCAUUAUCAUCCUACAGUUGCUACUUUUGCGUCUAGAGUUAUAGCCGGUAAAUCCAUUUACUACGAUGGCAAUCCUUUGGCCGACUUCACCAUCUUGCAUUUUCUAGAUCGUUUUUCUUUUAAAAACCCUAAAAAGCCAAGAGAAAGGGACGAUAAGGAAGAACUAUUCAGAUCGGUCGGCACAUCCAAAAAACAUUAUGUGCCUAAAGGUUUGAAAAGUAUGUCCGUAGUCAGUGAAGAAUAUUUGAGACACGAAGAGAAGCAAAUACCUUUAGACGAAGUGUUCUUGUACAAGUAUCUAAAGCAGAGGCCUAAAAAUGGCAAAAAAGAAGAAGAGGAUCGUGACGAAGACGGCUUUAGCGAUGUCGACAGUGUUAACAGUGAAGAUUUUAAUGAACUCUUGGAUAACAUGAUGGGUGGAAAAAAGAAAAAGAAGUACGAUUUCUCACGCGGUUUUGAGAAAAAAAAUAAAUCCAAAAAAAAGCAACAACCCGUUGAUGAUGAAUCUGAAAGCGACGACAACGAUGACGAUUUUGUAGCACCAAAAAAAUCAAAGAGCCUAGCCGACCUAGCUGUGCCGGCCGAGAAAUUUGCUGCCAUGUUAGACGCAGCCGGUAAAAAGAAAUCUGGAGGUAAAGACGAUAUUUUGGUUAGGGACAAUGCAUCGGCCAAACAGUUAGAGUGGGAAAAAAAGAAAUUCAGUGGGAAGAAACGUAAACGACUAGACGAUGGAAGGAAAAAUAGAAAACGCAAUCGUAAUUAAUAGCGGUUUUACUAUAUUGUAAUAAAAAAAAAAAUAAUAAAACAAAGAAAGACAAUAAUAUUUUGUUGUAUUGUUGGAUAUUAUUUUAUCAAUGUACAUUUUUUUUUUUUUUUU
Adelges cooleyi (spruce gall adelgid) is the source of this 2713-nucleotide messenger RNA. It is a transcript of the gene Noc1, whose product is annotated as CCAAT/enhancer-binding protein zeta. NCBI's taxonomy places the organism in Eukaryota, Metazoa, Arthropoda, Insecta, Hemiptera, Adelgidae. The coding region runs from base 191 to 2599 and encodes 802 amino acids. Gene Ontology annotation, cellular component: nucleus. The transcript has a single exon. The record is from RefSeq and is a predicted model, not a curated record.